AUGGCAUCCACCGAGGAGCCCAUGCCUAUUCCCUCGGAUGUUGAGGUUGACAAUGUCCCCCCAGCGACCCCCGUGGACUCUGCGAUGCUGUCCGGAGCGGAGGAGACAUACAAGUCUAGCCCGGAGGCUUCCAAGGAGAAUACUCCCCUGUCUCCUGCCAAAUCUACUAUUAGUACGGCAACAACAUCAAAGCGUCCCGCCACAGGUACUACAGGCCUCAAGCGGCCUACUUCAUCCUCGGCUGCGGCGAAGCCCGGAACUACUUCUACUCGCACCAGUACGAGCAGCACGCUGAGCAAGCCUCCGACUCGUCCUACAACCACUACUGCUACUCGAAAGCCUUUGAGUACCUCAACUACUUCGUCUCACCGAUCUCGUAUGUCUGUCAGCAGCUCAGCAGAUGAGAAGCCCCGAUCAGUCGCAAGCUCGGGAGACGAGAAGCGCGGCAUUUCGAGCACAGCGAAGCGAAUGUCGAUGGCCGGCACUACUUCUACACGUACUCCCUUGAAGUCUGCAUCCACCGCGGACCGUAGAUCAAGUGUUGCUGGCUCCGCUCUGGAGAGAAAGACGGCCACAUCUUCUACCGCUACACCUCGCACGGCUACUUCCACCAGCCGACCAGUUGGCAAGCUGACCUCUUCCACCACCCCCACCACCCGACCUACUUCGGGAACCACAGCUACUCGUCCUGUCACAAGUCGUCCAAGCUCCUCGGCGACCGUUACCCCUCGUACCGCCAUUUCAUCUGCGACAGACCCAAAGAAGCGGUUGAGCACCGUAUCUGGGGCGACUUCCAGAACUGCUGCUGAUUCCGAAAAGUUGCAGACUUUGCAGACGAAGCUCUCGGAGAGCGAAGAGACCGUUAUCAACCUCAAGGCUGAGCUUGAGACUGUCAAUGAGAAGCUGACCCAGCUUUCCAUUGCUGGGCAAGAACCCAAGGAUGAGGAUGCCACCGAGGCUCUUCAGGUUGAGCACACUGCCGAACUUGAAAAAUUGACCUCGGCUCACGCAGAGGCGGUUCAGGCUCUGCAGGUUCGCCUCGAGGAGGCCGAAACACAGCGCAAGCAGUUGGAGGAACAGUCCCAGAAGGAACUGGAGGAGGCUAAGCAGUUGGCUACUUCUAAGGGGGAUGACCAGGCUGCUGCCGCCAUUGAUGAGCUCAAGGAGACACAUAAGGCACAGCUGGAGGUUCUUGAGAAGGAGCUUGCCGAAUACAAGGCUUCUGCCACGGCCGUUGAGGGUCAAAUUGAGGCUCUGAAGAAGGAGCUUGAAUCACAGAAGACCGCGUUAAGUGAGGACAAAGCUCUAGCUCUCGACACUCUCGAACGAGAACUCAAGGGUCGUGAUCAGGUUCUCGAAAACUUGAAGGCUGAACUCAACAAGCUGGGUGCUUCUAAGGAUGAAGAGAUCCGCGCUGAGAAAGAGGCCGCUGAGAAGUCUACUUCUGCUCUUAAGGAGCAAAUUGCUUCUCUGGAGGCUAAGAUUGCCGACUCUGAGUCUGUCACGCAGCAAACUUCUGAAGAGACCACGGGCUCCCUUGCCCAGAAGGACCAAGAGAUUGCCGAGCUGAAGCAGACCCUCGAGAAGCUCCAAGAAGAUCUUAAAACUGCCCAGAUUUCAUCCUCUACCGACCUUGAGACCAAGCUCAAGGAGCUGGAGACUACCCACGAAGCCGCAGUGGCUACCUUGAAGGCUGAGCAUGAGCAGGCUUUAAGCUCUCUCUCAGCUUCACAUGCCGAUGAACUCUCUGUUGCUAAGGCUGCAGUGGAAUCUUCUGGUAGUGAACACUCACAGCAGCUGCAAGAGCUCCGUGAUGCACUGGAAUCUGCCAAGGCUGCUGCCCAGGGAGAGAAUGAGAGUGCUAUUUCAGAACUCAAGACUGCCCACGAGCUUGAGCUGAAGACUCUUCAGGUGAAGAUUGAGGAAUAUGAGAAGGCCCUUAGCCAAUCUCGUCAAGCUUUGGAAGAAGGACAUAUUUCAGCGCAGGAAUCUGCCCUCCAAGAGAUUGAGGCUCUUCGCCAGAAGGUUGGUGCUUUGGAGACUCAAGCCUCUAAUGGUGCUGGCAAGAUCGAUGCUCUUCACCAGGAAGUCCAAAGCAAGCAAACUGAAGCAGAUGAGCUCUACCGCAGCUUGAAGAAUGUCGAGAGCGAGUUCAAAUCCAGGGAGGGUGAGAAGGACAGCAAGCUCAAGGCCCUGGAAGACAAGGCCACCGAAGCGACUCGUCUCCUUGAAGAGCAUACCUCGACGAGCGCCACUGCGAGGGAGCAGCACACUAAGGAACUAGAGGGUCUCAAAGCUGAGCAUGCCGCCAAAUUAGAGCAGAUUACGAAGGAAGCAUCCGGUUUUCACACAGAUGCUUUUAACGAACUUCAGCAGAAGCACGACGAGCUCUUGUUCAAGAAUCAAGAGUUGGAAUCAAGCCACGCAUCCCGCGCAUCCCAUGUUGAAUCGCUUGAAGCAGACGUCAUUCCGGGGGGGGUUGACAAGUUGAUCAAGUCUCAUGAGUCUAAGACUGCUGAGCUUCAGAGCCAGUUGCAGGAGUCUCAAACUAAGUUCGAGGCCUUGCAGUCCCUGUCCAACGACGCCAACGACGCUCAUACAAAGGAAAUCUCUGCACUUCAGACGGGCUUUGAGGAUAUCAAAACUCAAUUGCUGGCCGAUAUUGAAGCUGCCAAAAACUCCCGUGCUUCCGAUGCCGAUGCUGAGCACAGCAAGGCCAUUGAGGAACUACUCACUGUCCAGGAGGCUAAACUGACCAACUUGAGGGAUGAGCUUGAGACAAGCAACAAGACUAAGCUUGACGAAUUACAGAAGGCUCACGAGGCUUCUCUGGCCAGUGCCAACGAACAGCUCUCACAGGCCAAGGCUGCUGCACAAGAUACAUCUGUUCUGGAUGGUCUGAAUGCCACCAUGGCCGAGCUUGAGCAGAAGCUGGCUGCUUCAGAGAAGUCGCAUGUUACUUUCCAGGAAUCUGCUGCUGCUGUCACUCGGGAUAUUCAAGAGAAGCAUACCGCUGAGAUCACCAAGAUUCAGGCUCAGCACUCGGAACUUGUCUCCAAGCACGAUGCGGCGCUUGCUCAGGUUGGAGAGCUUCAGAAGUCUCUUGCUACUUCCAACGGCAAGAGCUCAGAGUUGGACUCUAUCAUGAAGCAGCUUUCUCAGUCUGAGGAGGAAGUUUCAUUCUUGAAAUCAAAGCACACUACCGUCAGCCAAGAACUGGAGGAGACUCGAGCUUUGAAGUUGACCAUUGAGGCGAAGCUUGCUGCUGGCGAACAGAAUCUGAAUGCCCAGAUCGACAAGAACAUGGCUCUUCUCGAAAACCUCGGCGAUUUCGAGUCCAAAAUGUCCACUGGCCGUCGACGCAUCCGCGAGCUCGAGACAGAGCUGGCUAGCUUGAAGGAGACCAAUGAAAAGAAGGGGACCGCGGGCUUGGGAGCAAGCCGAUGGGCCUCCGCAGAUGAGAGCGACGAGAAAGCUGAAGAUGGAGGUCCAGCCGCAGAAGGUGAGGACCUUGGUUCAUCCAUCGAGGGAACGAUGGCGAGCAUUCAGGAACAGCUUAAGCAUAUUCGAUUCGCAAACGAUGAGUGGUAUGAUGAGCAUCGCAGACUGAUGGGAGAAUUGGCUCAGCUUUCCCGUCGAGCUACCCCCAACCCUCCCAGCCACUCAUCAACUCCAGGUCCUGAAAUUGCGGCCUCUGCUCCCGAAUCGGUGAGCGGCCGUUCUGAGACUUCUAAGCGAUAA
This is a messenger RNA of Penicillium malachiteum, 3741 nucleotides long. RefSeq names its product M protein repeat protein. Gene Ontology annotation, cellular component: Golgi apparatus. Bases 1 to 3741 code for a protein of 1246 amino acids. NCBI's taxonomy places the organism in Eukaryota, Fungi, Ascomycota, Eurotiomycetes, Eurotiales, Aspergillaceae. The transcript has 4 exons. Gene Ontology annotation, molecular function: small GTPase binding. Gene Ontology annotation, biological process: Golgi vesicle transport. The record is from RefSeq and is a predicted model, not a curated record.